Messenger RNA from Fraxinus pennsylvanica, 1044 nucleotides. Lineage: Eukaryota; Viridiplantae; Streptophyta; Magnoliopsida; Lamiales; Oleaceae. The record is from the annotation of a GenBank genome assembly.
AUGUUGCUAAGCUCAAAUUGCAUUCCGUCUCUUCCCCUUUCAACUUCAAGCCCUAGAUUUAGGUCUUCGAAACUCACCCCUGUAUCAGUUUUCCCUCUCACUCGUAGCAUUCGGGUCCCGGAAACUCAUCGCAGUUUCUCAACUACUAAGAAGAGGAAAAUCUUGUGCUUUAGGCAUGAAGAAUUUUCAUCAGGCACCCCAAAUCCCGAGUCUAUUGAGGAGGUUCUUCAUGAGGAGUUGGAGAAGGUGGAAGUUGAUAAACCAAAUGUUGACAAAAGAAAUUGGGUUUCAACUCUUGGUGAGAUUGCGGGUGAAAUGUUUAGAGUGAUUGGGAAACCAUGGACUGUGCCAUGGACUGCAGAGACCAUCCUACAGGUUACACUUCUUUGGAUCGUAUCAUUCUGGUUUGUGGGUUCUUGGAUGAUCCCAUUUGGAGCUCACAUCAUUGGCUUCAGCAAGGAAUCACUAACUUACAGAGGGCAGGCAUUGUUCAGCCUUCUGACCGAUGUAACUGAAGGUCUUGCUGGAAUUUUAAUUCUUUAUCAGUGUUUGUCUCGGUUCUGUCCCCUUCCAUCUGAUUGGUUCAGAUUUAGCCUUAGAGGGAACUGGCUUUUUGAUGUUUUUCUUGGAUGCUUGAUGUUUCCAUUGGUCAAUCGUCUCUCACAAUUCAACCUAGAUCUUCUUCCAGUUUUGCCUUCGACUCCUGUCACAUUCUCAAGUGUAGAGCAAUCAAUAGUGGCUCGAGAUCCAAUUGCAAUGGCACUUUAUGCACUGGUACUUGUUGUUUGUGCUCCUUUGUGGGAGGAAAUCGUCUUCCGAGGUUUCCUUCUUCCUUCUUUGACUAAAUACAUGCCUGUGUGGUGCUCGAUAUUGGUGAGUUCAGUCGGCUUUGCUUUGGUGCACUUUAAUGUACAGAGGAUGUUACCACUUAUUUUUCUAGGGGUUGUGAUGGGUGUAACUUAUUCAAGAUCAAGGAAUCUAUUACCAUCCAUCCUCUUGCAUAGCCUGUGGAAUGGCUUUGUAUUCUUAGAUUUGAUGAAAUAA